UGGCACAACUUCGCCUCUUCUCUCCUCGGGGCCUUGGGGGGCCCCUGUUGGCGCACCUUCCCCUAGCCGCCUAAAAAUUGCCUCCGUUAACUGGCUCCCCACCCUACUGCAAAACGGCUUCUCUUUCUCAGCCUGGCGACAGGGGCUUCCCCUCAACUGCCGCCAGUGCGGCAGAACGCGCUCCAGAGAGCCCGCGGCCCGCGGCCGCAAUGCAGUUUAUGUUGCUUUUUAGUCGUCAGGGAAAGCUUCGACUGCAGAAAUGGUAUGUCUCACUAUCAGAGAGAGAGAAGAAAAAAAUCACAAGGGAAAUUGUUCAGACUAUUUUAGCACGUAAACCUAAAAUGUGCAGCUUUCUCGAGUGGCGAGAUCUGAAGAUUGUUUAUAAAAGAUAUGCUAGCUUGUAUUUUUGCUGUGCUAUUGAGGAUCAGGAAAAUGAACUGAUUACUCUGGAAAUAAUUCAUCGUUAUGUGGAAUUACUUGACAAAUAUUUUGGCAGUGUGUGUGAACUUGAUAUCAUCUUUAAUUUUGAGAAGGCUUAUUUUAUUUUGGAUGAGUUUCUUUUAGGGGGGGAAGUUCAGGAAACAUCCAAGAAAAAUGUCCUAAAAGCAAUUGAGCAGGCAGAUCUACUUCAGGAGGAAGCUGAAACCCCACGCAGUGUUCUUGAAGAAAUUGGGCUGACAUAACUCUCAUCCCUUGUUGAUGACUUUUUGUAGCAUUUCACACACCAUAGAUGUCAUUGCUGUACUUCUCAGAGUUACCUAAUAGUGUUUGUUAAAUGAUGUCAUUGUUACUGUUUUAUAAGCCACUUCUUCAAACCUACACAAAAACAUUUUUUGUUGUUAUUCCCCAGAGGAAACUUUGGUUAACCAAAAAAUAAGUUACUUUAAAUAUGAAUUAGCCUGAUGGAGCACAGAAAAGAUGCUUUUUAUGGAUAUUUUAGUUUGAAUGUUCUCUUACAUGACACACACACAAACACACACACAUAUAUGUAAGAUUUAGGUGAUAUACAUUUAUUACAUUACUGUUUUUGGCAAAGAAAUCUGAAAUUAAAUAAUGUGAAAAGUAGUAUUAUAACUAAAAACCAAAGAAGCAUUUCAGUAUAUAUGGGUAGAUACAUUGCAAAUUAAUGAAAUUUUAAUAACUAGAACUUAAUAUAUACAUAUAUAUGUAACUUAAUAUCUGUAUAUUAAUAUGUAACUUAAUACAUAUAUAUUAAGUUCUAGUAGAUACACACACACACACACACACACACAUAUGUAUACAUACCAAAGACCUUUUGGAAGUUAUGUAUCUUAAAACACAACCAAUUCCACAUAAUUUAAGUGACUUUGUUAGAACAAUGUUAUUUCACGCUAAAUAUUAUCACUUAGGGAUUCUGAGCCUGGGGCCAGAUAGGUCGUUCCAUGAUAGUACUUUUUUUUUUCUUUCUGUGGCAAGGACAUAUGACUAUGAAAGGUUCUUUGUGAUCAUAAUCAUUUGGUCACUUACUUGUUUUAAUAUUCCAAGAAAAAGUAGAAUGGCUGUCAGGAAUUCUUCAUAACACUAUUUUGACAAUAUACGUUGUUCAUACCACAAAGUGUGGCAGAACUUACUGUUUAAAGCAUGAAUGUUCCUUUGGGAGUGCUUGCUACAACCAAAUUUAUUUUGCCCCCUGCUCUACUGCUUCCCUCCACAUAGAAGUACUGCAUAUUUUAGGGCAAUUUCCUUCUGUGGCAUAUGACAUUUUUCUGAUUAUCAAAAGGCUUAAAAACAAAAAACGCCUCUCAAGUAAGAGUUGAAUGAGCUAAAACAGCAUUAGUAGUGCCUAUAAUUUUAAGUUCUGUAACUUUCAUUGUCACUUUUACAAAUAUUUGUGUGUAUGUAAAAAUGUCUUCACAGUUUACACUUUGACAUGUAUAAGGUCUGUGCUGUGUUUAAUCGUUCUUGUGCUGAUAUUCAGUCUAUGUAGUAUUAUCUUGCCACAUUACCAAUUGGUUGUAAUAUUUAACACACCAUUCUAUGUUUUUAUGUGUUUCUGAAAGUAGUUAAGCUAGGGAGAGUUUGUUAAGGAAGCACUUUAAAUUUUUCAGUAAAAUGUUAAGUACUCAUUUCCAUUUGAAUGUAGAGUUUGUUGUAAGCACACACAAGAUAAGUGGGGAUUUAAGGAGUUUGCAUGCACUUCAAGUUCAUUAAAAAAUGUUAAUUCUUUGCUACCA
Enhydra lutris kenyoni (northern sea otter) is the source of this 2195-nucleotide messenger RNA. RefSeq names its product AP-1 complex subunit sigma-2-like. Gene Ontology annotation, cellular component: AP-1 adaptor complex; membrane coat; intracellular membrane-bounded organelle. The coding region runs from base 210 to 683 and encodes 157 amino acids. The record is from RefSeq and is a predicted model, not a curated record. The transcript has 5 exons. Lineage: Eukaryota; Metazoa; Chordata; Mammalia; Carnivora; Mustelidae. Gene Ontology annotation, molecular function: clathrin-cargo adaptor activity. Gene Ontology annotation, biological process: vesicle-mediated transport; intracellular protein transport.